CUUUUGGAACAGCUGAGUACGAACAAGCUUCAUUCUGCUGUGAAGCUUUGACGACGCUGGCAGUUGUCUCGCUUGAAGCUUGUUGUUGUGUUGUGUCGUGUUUCCAUUGUGAGACAAUGUCACGCCUAAUUGCCAGCGCCCGAGGCCUGUUCAGACGCCAUCCCUUUGUGACCAACAGCGCCAUCUAUGGCAGCCUUUACGUGGGUGCGGAGUACUCACAGCAAUAUGUCUCCAAGCGCUGGCUGCCGGCGCCAAAGGAGCGUGAGGAUAUCGAUUAUACAACUGUUGGACGAUAUGCGGUAAUGGGCACCGCAAUCUAUGCCCCAACACUCUAUGCUUGGUACAAAUGGCUGGAUGGCACUUUUCCUGGCACACUUAAGAAAACUAUUCUGAAAAAGUUGCUGCUGGAUCAGUUUAUAUUGACACCAUAUUGUCUGACGAUAUUUUAUGCUGGCAUGUCUCUUAUGGAGGGCUCUGACGAUAUUUUUCUUGAACUGCGCGAAAAAUUCCUACCGACUUUUCAACGUUCUUGCAUCUUCUGGCUGCCUGCACAGGCUUUGAACUUUUUGUUUAUCGCGCCACGUUUUCGUAUUAUCUAUAUGGGUGUCUGUGGUAUGAUCUGGGUCAAUAUUUUGUGUUGGAUAAAGCGUCAGAGUCUGACCACUGAAGUAGCAACUGAAAUUGCAACAGUGGCAACACCAAUACCAACAGCAUCAACGACAACAACGACAACAAUAAUCAGUAAUGUCAAGGCGUGAUUAAAUUAGAUAGUAGCUUAACACAUGCAUAUAUAUGUAUAUUUGAUAUAGUUCAACGAAGCUUUUUGCCAAAUAAAUACAUUCCAGAUACUGGAUGCGAGAUUUACGCAUACAAACA
Molecule: messenger RNA, 876 nt
Organism: Drosophila innubila
Lineage: Eukaryota; Metazoa; Arthropoda; Insecta; Diptera; Drosophilidae
Product: mpv17-like protein
Exons: 5
Coding region: 117-758 (213 amino acids)
Cellular component (GO): membrane; cytoplasm
Source: RefSeq, a predicted model, not a curated record